CUACUUCUACUUUUUGGCCUUCUAUUUGCAAUGAAGUGAUGGGACCAGAUGCCAUGAUAUCAUUUGCUUGUAAUAUAACAAGGGUGAGCCAGGUAAAUGAAGGAUGAAUGACUUCGUUUGGUUUGGAAAUAGAUCCGAGUUGGGAGAUGAUUUGGAAAGGGGGUAAAUUGACUAUGAGACGGCUGGGCCUUCCUUAUUCUUAAACUUUUGAUGUUUAAGCUUUUCCACUUGGGGCAAGGCAAGAAGGCCUGAAAAAGCAAAAAGCAAAAAAAAAAGAAAAACUCUUGAAGAAAACAAACAAGAUGUCUUUGCUUGCUGUUGGUUCUUUCUGCAGUGCACCACAUAACUAAAUCACAAGUCUGUUCAAGUUAGAAGUCACAUUUCUUCCUGCUCUCCUUAGGGAGCUGGUCCCCAGGCUGGCUUGCCCAUUGUGAUCACCAGGGAAGCCUCGAAAAUAACUGAGGCCAUGUCCCCCUCCUAGAGAUUGUGGGUUUCCUGUGUGUCCCGGCCUUGAAAUUUUAAAAAAGGACUCCCAGGUAAUCCUAACAUGCAGACAAGUUUGAGAGCCACAGGGUUUAUUUAACAUCAAAUGUGUAAAUACAUCUGACCUUCCCACAACUUAAAUAUGUUCCGCCCUGUAAGACGCACACAAGAGAACCUUUCCACGUCAGCACAGUCAAGGCUUUCAAAACCAAACAUAACCAGUUAGAGCAAUGAAAGAAAAAACAGAGGAAUAACACUGUUGUUUCCUUAUGGAGAAAGACAAGUUCCAGCAGUUAGAACUAGAGAAGAGUGGACCUUCCAAAAGGACAACUCCCAGAAGAAUUAUUCAUUUUGCUGAUGGAGACAUCAUGGAAGAAUAUAGCACAGAGGAGGAGGAAGAAGAAGCUAAAGAACAGAGAACACAUUCAACACUUGAUCCUUCUAAACUUGCCUGGGGGCCCUACCUAUGGUUUUGUGCAGGGCAAAUAGCAAGAGCCUCAUUUUCUACCUGUGAAUUCCUUGGUGAAAGAUUUGCUGUCUUCUUUGGUCUUCAUCAGCCCAAGUACCAAUAUAUGUUAAAUGAGUACUGUAGAACAAGAAGUAAGCAAAGUGACAAGGGAAGUGAAGAGAAUGGAUCAAAGGCCCAACCAGCCAAUGUUCCUAAUGAGAAAUGUCACCUGGAGGCCAGGGGCCAUGAGUAUGGAACAAGACUACGAGAUGUUGCGGAGGGCAUUUCUCAGUGGAGUGCCUCAUCCAAGGAGGGCCUGAUGGCAGAUUCCAGCUCCUGAUGGGCAGCGGGGUGUUACAGUUCCCCUGGAUUUCUGUUCCCUGGUCAUUGGUUACCACGGCAACAGCACCACAGGUGGUGCUUCUGAGCCAGAUCUGAUCUUAAUCUCUUUGUGAUUUAUUCUCCAUUAGCCAGGAAUUGCAAGCCAUCAUGAGAACAAUUGUGGUUUCUUUCUCAAUAUACAUUUUUAUUUAUAAGCCCUGAAACCCAACUCCACUCCAGUGAUGCAAGUCCUGUCCAUCAGUUGUGGGCUGUUAGUAUUGAUAUUUGCAUAGUAGUGUAAGUGACUGAUGGAGGAGGGCAUGGCAACCCACUCCAGUAUCCUUGCCUGGAGAAUCCCAUGGACAGAGGAGUCUGGUGGGCUACAGUCCAUAGGGUUGCAAAGAGUUGGACACGACUGAAGUGACUAAGGACAGCACAGCACAGCACAUAAAUGCCUUAGGGAACUUGGGCAUGGGAGUUUCAGGCUAAAACUCUUUGUCAGGUGGCUAGGGUGUAGAAAAGAAUCCUCUGUUCCCAAAAAGAAACCUUGGGCAUCAUAAAGUCUAAAUAAAACUUUCUUUUGGGGUUUGACACAAGGGAUGUCCUUCCCUACAGCUGUGCUGGUUUACUUGAGGCUUGUUUUCCCCAAUAAGCAAACAUUGCUAAUAACUCUGUUACAAGAUAGCAGUCUUUGAGAGUUGGGUGCAUUUUUCUCCAAACACAUAAAAAAUAAAUGGCAAUCUAAAUUCUACAGAAAGUAUUUGGGAAAAGUGAAUGACUCUCUCAUUAACUUGUCAAUAAAUUUUCGAUAACUGUAAAGAUCAGACAUGGGACUCAUAACUGCAUAACACAAGGUGUGCUGGCCAAAGGUAGCUAUGAUAUACAAAACUACAGGUUUUGCAGUAAUAAGACCUGAGCUCAAGUUUCAAUUCCACUUCUUACUAAUUGUAUAAUUUUAGAUGUCUUAAUUUCUGAGCCUCCACGUCUUUCUUUGUAAAAUAGGGGUUUUAUUUGUUUCUCAAGGGUUAAACAAACUGAAAUAAUAAAUGUGAAAACUCUUCUAAAAAC
Messenger RNA from Odocoileus virginianus texanus, 2320 nucleotides. The record is from RefSeq and is a predicted model, not a curated record. Lineage: Eukaryota; Metazoa; Chordata; Mammalia; Artiodactyla; Cervidae.